Messenger RNA from Ostreococcus lucimarinus CCE9901, 246 nucleotides. It is a transcript of the gene PRPL31, whose product is annotated as Plastid ribosomal protein L31 large ribosomal subunit. The transcript has 2 exons. Lineage: Eukaryota; Viridiplantae; Chlorophyta; Mamiellophyceae; Mamiellales; Bathycoccaceae. Gene Ontology annotation, molecular function: structural constituent of ribosome. Gene Ontology annotation, biological process: translation. Gene Ontology annotation, cellular component: ribosome. The coding region runs from base 1 to 246 and encodes 81 amino acids. The record is from RefSeq and is a predicted model, not a curated record.
AUGCCUCGCAAAGGAAUUCACCCGCUGCUGCACAGACUCACGGUCGUGGCGACGAACGGGUCGACGCGCCGCGUGCCGACGACGGUGAAACAACUCGGGGACUACCUGUUUUUGACGCUCGACGCGAACAACCACCCGGCGUACACGGGCAAGGUGAUCAAAGGACCGGCCACGGGACAGGCGGCGAAGUUUAAGAGAAAGUUUGAUUUCUUGACGAACGCGACGCUGGGGAAGGCGAAGAAGUGA